Messenger RNA from Manacus vitellinus (golden-collared manakin), 3261 nucleotides. RefSeq names its product ras homolog family member T2 (gene RHOT2). Lineage: Eukaryota; Metazoa; Chordata; Aves; Passeriformes; Pipridae. Gene Ontology annotation, cellular component: mitochondrial outer membrane. The transcript is spliced from 16 exons. Bases 129 to 1688 code for a protein of 519 amino acids. Gene Ontology annotation, biological process: regulation of mitochondrion organization; mitochondrion organization; small GTPase-mediated signal transduction. The record is from RefSeq and is a predicted model, not a curated record. Gene Ontology annotation, molecular function: GTP binding; GTPase activity; calcium ion binding.
CCUGGGGGCGGCAGCUCCCGGGACAGAGGAGCCGGCCUGUGCUCCCGGCAGCUGCCAACGUGGUCUGUGUGGUGUACGAUGUCACCAAGGAGGCCACCAUCGACAAGAUUCGCACAAAGUGGAUCCCCAUGGUGAACGGGGGACUUGAAAAGGGAUCCAGGAUCCCCAUUAUUCUAGUGGGAAACAAGUCUGACUUGCAGAUGGGCAGCUCCAUGGAGGUCAUCCUGCCCAUCAUGAACCAGUUCUCGGAGAUUGAGACCUGUGUGGAGUGCUCUGCCAAGAACCUCAAGAACAUCUCUGAGCUCUUCUACUACGCCCAGAAAGCUGUGCUGCACCCCACUGCCCCGCUCUACGACCCGGAGGAGAAGCAGCUGAAACCCACCUGUGCACGAGCACUGACCCGGAUCUUCAACCUCUCGGACCAGGAUAACAACCAGAUCCUUAGUGAUGAUGAACUUAACUACUUCCAGAAGUCCUGUUUUGGAAACCCACUGGCUCCGCAGGCCCUGGAGGACGUGAAGAUGGUUGUGUGGAAGAACACGACAGACGGGGUGCAGGACAACGGCCUGACCUUGAAUGGCUUCCUCUUCCUCAACACACUCUUCAUCCAGAGGGGCCGGCACGAGACCACCUGGACCAUCCUGCGCCGCUUCGGCUACGACGACGAGCUGGAGCUGACGGACGAUUACCUGUACCCACAGUUCCGUGUGCCCCCCGGCUGCUCCACAGAGCUGAACCACUUGGGAUACCAGUUCCUGCAGCGGCUGUUUGAGAAGCACGACAAGGACCAAGACGGAGCCCUCUCGCACACAGAGCUGCAGAACUUCUUCAGCGUGUUCCCCUGCGUGCCCUGGGGCCCCGAGCUCUCCAACACGGUAUGCACCACUGAUAAAGGCCUGCUUUCCCUGCAUGGAUUCCUCUGCCAGUGGACGCUCGUGGCUUACCUGGAUGUACGGCACUGCCUGGAGUGCCUGGGCUACUUGGGCUACCCCAUCCUGUCGGAGCAGGACUCGCAGACACAGGCCCUCACGGUGACCCGGGAGAAGAGGAUUGACCUGGAGAAAGGCCAGACCCAGAGGAACGUGUUCCUGUGCAAGGUGCUGGGAGCCCGGGGCGCAGGCAAGUCCGCCUUCCUGCAGGCCUUCCUCGGCAGGAGCCUGGCGGCCCAGAAGGAGAACCCGGGACAGCCAUCCCCCUACACCAUCAACACGGUGCAGGUCAAUGGCCAGGAGAAAUACCUCAUACUGUAUGAGGUCAGCGCCGACUCCACGUUCACAAAGCCAUCAGACACAGCCUGUGACGUCGCCUGCUUCAUCUACGACCUGAGAGACCCCAAAUCCUUCAGCUACUGUGCCACUGUUUAUAAGCAGCACUACAUGGACAGCCAGAUCCCCUGUGUCUUCGUGGCCUCCAAGACAGACCUGCCAGAAGCCAACCAGCAGCCUGGGCUGGCCCCAGCUGAGUUCUGCUACAAGCACUGCCUCCCUCCACCCUUUCUCUUCACCUGCCACUGCCAGGGACCACCCAGCACUGCUGUCUACACCAAGCUGGCCACUGCUGCCACCUUCCCCCACCUGAAUGCUGUGGAGUUGGGAGUCGCAUCCUUCUGGCUCCGGGUGGCCCUGGGGGCCGCGGUGACAGCGCUGGUGGGGUUCACACUGUACCGUGUGCUGGCCAAGAACAAAUGAGAGCCACUCUGCACCCCAUCCCCCUGACACCAGCUCCCUGUCCCCAGCGACACCCUGGUGAGGGGCCCUGCCUCAAGCUGGUCCCUGGUAGGAAAUCCUCCUCUCCCCCAGCCUGGAUUGCAGGGCCAGUGAAACCAGAUCUCCCAGCACCAGCAGGACAGAUCCCUGGCACCAGCCAGCCUCACCCUGUGGCCUCCUGGCCCCAGUGGCAGCAGGGCAGGCAGCUCUGCUGGGGAUCUGCCUCACCAGCAGCUGGAGGAUCACCCUCAUCUUUUAUUCUGUUAAAUUUUUUUAAUGUUUGUUUUUAAGCUCGAACAUGAGUGUUUCAGUGUCUGUUGGGCCGGGCACAUCCCCUCCCCAGAGGGCUGUGCUGGUGGCCUCAAUUCUGGGGGGUGGUCAAUGCUCUCAGAGCCCCUGGGAGCUCCAGCAGCAGCUGAGCUGUCAAAUGAGCUCAUGGCUCCAGCUCCCUGGGGCACAUCUCCAUCUCCUGUCCUGGUUUCCCUCAGCCAGGGAAAGGCAACUGGGGAGGGAGGGCCAGGCACUUAAAGCCCCCAGUCCUGGUGGUUUGGGGUCAGGCCUGGCCUCUCUUGCUGAGAUGCAGUGGCUGCAGCCCUGGGCUGUGAGGGGGGACAGUGAUACCCAGGAUCUGUCCCAGGCUCUUGUUUCUGCACAAAAAUGUGAGUCCCGCUGCGUGCUGGGCUCUGGGUCCAUCUGCCCUCCUUUCCUGCCACCUGCAUGGCCCAUCCUGUCCCCAUCCCUGGCCACCAGUAUUCAUGGUCACCAGUAUUCCCAAGUCUGAGGGCAUUGGGUGCCCACAGUCCUUCCCUGGCAGUGCCAUCACUGAGCUGAUGCCACACUGUGCCCUACAGCCCACGUCCUGCUGUCCCCUCUGCAGGGCCCUGUCCAGUGUGAGGCUCCUGGUACAACUGGAAGCUCCUUUCCCCUGUCCCCUGCCUGCACCUGAGCUGGCAUCAGCAGCCGGGACUGAGCUCAGCACCAGUCUGGGGUCAGAGCUCCGCAGUGCCCCUGUCUCCAAGUCCCAAAGAGCAAGGCCAGCACCCACCCCUGGGCUCCUGUCCCUCCACGGGGAGCCUGGAUGAGCCCCUGGCUGAGUGACACUAGCCUGGGCUCCCCCAGCACACUCAGGGUCGGUCUCUUUGCAGGCAGCCUGGGGGGGCAGCUCCAAGGUAGCACCUGGAGCUGCUUUUUUAUGUGUUUUGUCUAUUUAAACGUUUUACCGUGGCCUGGAGCCAGUGAGGGGCAUGAGAGGUGCCACCAGCAUCUCUGAGGGAACAGUCCCAUGGUGGUGCCCACAGUCCCCAGCACUGGCCAGCUGGGGGGUCCCUGCCUGUGCCAGAGCUGCUGUGCCAGUCGGGUGCCCACGUGCUGCUGGCCCCUGGUUCCUGCACUGCCAGGGCCAUGUCCCUGCCGUGUCUUUAUCCCUCUCCAUGCCCACCGUGUGUGGCUCUGCCACCCCAGGCCCGUGCCUGGUGUCUGUCCCUGCUCCACGUCUGCUGGAGCUGUGAUGUUUUAGGUUUGUUCUCUACAACAAAAUAAAUUUUUACACACCUUC